This is a messenger RNA of Capsicum annuum, 498 nucleotides long. RefSeq lists its product as uncharacterized. The transcript has a single exon. The record is from RefSeq and is a predicted model, not a curated record. NCBI's taxonomy places the organism in Eukaryota, Viridiplantae, Streptophyta, Magnoliopsida, Solanales, Solanaceae. The annotation marks the transcript as partial. Gene Ontology annotation, molecular function: nucleic acid binding.
ACUAGUGGACAAGUUGAAGUGUCCAAUAGAGAAAUCAAGUCCCUAUUGGUGAGGACUGUGAAUGCUAAUCGGGCUAAUUUGGAAAUAAGUUUAGAUGAUGCUUUAUGGGCUUGUCGUAUAGCUUACAAAACUCCAAUAGGUGCUUCACCCUAUCAGCUUGUGUAUGGAAAAGCUUUCUAUUUAUCAAUUAAGCUUGAUCAUAAGGCACUAUGGGCAUUGAAGAAGGUGAAUUUAGAGUGGAAGGAUGCAGCUAAGUCAAGGUUGAAUAGUAUCACAUAUGAAAUUUCAGCAAUUCACAAAGAUAAGAUGAAGUUGUAUCAUGACCGAAAGAUUGAGAAGUGGGUACUUGAGAAAGGUAACCAAGUGCUACUAUAUAACUCCAAGCUGUACUUGUUUCCUGGAAAGCUGACGUCUAGAUGUAAUGGCCCAUUCAUAUUUUCAAAAGUCUAUUCCUAUGGUGCCAUUGAACUACAGAAAAAUGGUUCAACACUAUUCAAG